Molecule: messenger RNA, 14541 nt
Organism: Acanthopagrus latus (yellowfin seabream)
Lineage: Eukaryota; Metazoa; Chordata; Actinopteri; Spariformes; Sparidae
Gene: zanl
Product: zonadhesin, like
Exons: 86
Coding region: 2-13747 (4581 amino acids)
Cellular component (GO): extracellular matrix; membrane
Molecular function (GO): calcium ion binding; protein binding
Source: RefSeq, a predicted model, not a curated record
CAUGGAUACAUCAAAGUUUCUUAUUUUGCUAUUAUGGAUGUGUGGUUGCAGAGCGGGGGGACAUCCACAGCAUGGAUUGCUGAAAUCACAUAGAGAAGAUGCUGUAGUGCUGACCUCCUGUGACUUUAACGAGGACAGUGAGCCAUUCUGCAGGUUCAGUCAAGACGGCACAGAUAAUGGUGACUGGACAAGACACAAAGGUCCAACCCCGACAUCUGGCACUGGCCCUAGCGGAGACUACCCUGAUGGAAAGGGGUACUACAUCUACCAUGAGUCUGACAACGUGGCUAAUGGACAGAAAGUUCGUCUGUUGAGCCCGGCCCUCUCAUCUCCGGCCUCUCAGAUCUGUGUCCAGUUUCGUUACUACAUGUAUGGCACUGACAGUCAGAAUGUGUUGAGGGUUCUGAGCAAGCGGCCGGCAGGUGAGGAGGAGGUCUGGAAGAAGACUGGUAUCCAGAGUCCAUCCUGGCUGAAAGGUUCUGUCACCGUAUCAACGCCCAGCAGUCAGAGCACCACUAUUGUAUUUGAGGCUCAGAGAGGCUUCACUCCUUCCUGUGACUCAGCUCUGGACAACAUCGUCAUUACUGAAGGACCAUGUCCCUCUUGUGUUUCUGGCUGUGAUUUUGACACUAUUGGUGACUUGUGCGGAUGGACAAGUGAAACAGAAAAUCCUGACAUAUUUGGCUUUGAGCAGUGGAAUGGGCCAACAGACACCGAAGGCACUGGACCUGAGGAUGACUUCUCCAAACCUGGAUUUGGCGCCUACAUGUUGAUGGAUUCUUUUGAGGCAAUCCCUGGAGUAAGUUCUCAGAUCAAGAGUCCUUUAAUAACCCUUGUCUCUGGAUGUCUGGAUCUCACCUUCCACUACUACCUAUACGGCACCAGCACCACCAUGGAGCUGAGCGUCCACACUAUCACCACAGGCGGAAGCCUUGGACCUGCUCUUUUCACUGUCAGGGGGAACCAGGGUCAAGGCUGGAAGCCUGCAGAGAUCCGCUAUUUGGGAACUGCUGCCGUUCAGUUUGUGAUUGUGGGUACCUUUGGAGAAACUAGUAAGACAGACAUAGCUGUUGAUGCUGUGUGUGUCUUGGCCUGCACAGCUCCGCCAACAACUCCUAUACCACCGGUAACAACUCCAAGACCAACUACACCAAAACCAACAACUCCUAGCACGCCAAAACCAACAACUCCUGGACCAAGCACGCCCAAACCAACAACUCCUGGUCCAAGCACGCCCAAACCAACAACUCCUGGACCAAGCACACCUAAACCAACAACUCCACGACCAACUACACCAAAACCAACAACUCCUAGCACGCCAAAACCAACAACUCCUGGACCAAGCACACCUAAACCAACAACUCCACGACCAACUACACCAAAACCAACAACUCCUAGUACGCCAAAACCAACAACUCCUGGACCAAGCACACCUAAACCAACAACUCCUGGACCAAGCACACCUAAACCAACAACUCCUGGACCAAGCACGCCUAAACCACCAACUCCUGGACCAAGCACGCCUAAACCAACAACUCCUGGACCAAGCACGCCCAAACCAACAACUCCACGACCAACUACACCAAAACCAACAACUCCUAGCACGCCAAAACCAACAACUCCUGGACCAAGCACACCUAAACCAACAACUCCACGACCAACUACACCAAAACCAACAACUCCUAGUACGCCAAAACCAACAACUCCUGGACCAAGCACACCUAAACCAACAACUCCUGGACCAAGCACGCCUAAACCACCAACUCCUGGACCAAGCACGCCUAAACCAACAACUCCUGGACCAAGCACGCCCAAACCAACAACUCCACGACCAACUACACCAAAACCAACAACUCCUAGCACGCCAAAACCAACAACUCCUGGACCAAGCACACCUAAACCAACAACUCCUGGUCCAAGCACGCCCAAACCAACAACUCCUGGACCAAGCACAUCCAAGCCACCAAACCCUUGUCCUCCUAAUGCAGAGUAUAUAGACUGUGGUCCAGCUUGUAUCCCCACCUGCAUGGAACCCUCCACCAACUGUUCUGGCUCGUGUAUCAGUGGCUGCUUCUGCAAACCAGGGUUUGUCUUCAAGGGACGCCACUGUGUGCCGCUGGAGAAAUGUGGCUGUUUGGAUGACCAGAAUAAUUAUUAUGAGCCUGGCGAGAUUGUAUUUGGAGAUGGAUGCUCAAAGCUGUGUCGCUGUCAAGGGAACUACACUUUGGAAUGUGUUGAUAACUCCUGCGACCCUACUGAGGAGUGUCGUGAGGUUAAUGGUGUUUCCGGCUGCUAUCCUAAAGGUACAUCCACAUGCAUAGCAUCCGGUGAUCCCCACUACACCACCUUUGACAAACGCAAGUACAACUUCAUGGGUGCCUGCAGUUAUCUGAUGUCUGCACCAUGCAAUGACACAACUCUGCCGUACUUCGAGGUCCAUGCGGACAAUGAAAAUCGCUUCAACAGGCCAACCAUCUCCUACGUGAAGGCCGUACAUGUACAUGUAAAAAUGGUGAAGAUCUCCAUCCUCAAAGGUGGCACUGUGCAGGUGAAUGGGACCAACGUUAACCUGCCAGUGACUCCAGCCCCUGAUGUCUCUGUGUUCAAGUCAGGAAAGCACUACACUGUGUCCAUGAACUUUGGUGUAACUGUUCGCUAUGACGGAAACCACUUCAUGGACAUCAAAGUGAUCAAAGACUAUCAAGACAAGCUGUGUGGACUAUGCGGCAAUUACGAUGGAGAUACUAAAGACGAUUUCCGCAAGCCAGAUGGGUCGUUGACCAACAACGCCAACGACUUUGGACACAGCUGGAACACGGACCCAGAGUGUAAUAAGAAGCCCAACACCACCAUCCCUGGGUGUGAAGAAGAGGAGCAGCAACAGUAUGAGAGCUCUGGAUACUGCGGCAUCCUGCUGGACAAGAACGGUCCCUUUGCUGCGUGCCACCCCAGGGUCAACCCCAAUAGUUACUUCAAGGACUGUCUCUUCGAUCUCUGCGAGCUGGACGGAGCCAAGCCCGUUCUCUGUGAAGCCAUCGAAGCCUACGUCAAUGAAUGCCAGGACCGCGGGGUCAACAUUGGACCCUGGAGGAACGAAACCUUCUGCCCUCUGAGCUGUCCCCCGAACAGCCACUAUGAGCCCUGUGCAGAUGCCUGUCAGGAGACCUGUUCUGGAAAACCUCCCUCCUGCAGCGGGCCCUGCUCAGAGGCCUGUGUGUGUGACCCCGGCUACGUCCUAAGUGCUGGCCAGUGUGUCAAGAAGACUUCAUGCGGCUGCAAACACACCAACGGCCAGUAUUAUGAGCCUGGAGAGGAGUUCUAUGUAGAGAACUGCAACCUGAAAUGUAGAUGCGAUGCUCCGUUCGUUACCUGUGUGGCCUCUGAGUGCCCUCCGAUGCACGAGUGUAAAGUCCAGGAUGGAGAGCUGGGAUGUUACCCCACCAGCUCUCAGGACUGCGUGGUGUCUGGAGAUCCUCACUACAACACGUUUGACAAGAAGUUCUACACCUUCAUGGGAACAUGUACCUACACACUGGCCAGGACCUGCAAGAACAACACAGGUCCUUGGUUCUCAGUGGAGGCAAAGAAUGAGGAGAGAGGAGUGUCUGGAGUGUCCUACCUGAGAAAACUCUACGUCACUGUGAAUGGAAUCACUGUGACGCUUAUGAAGGCCAGGAAGACGCUGGUGAAUGGAUUGCGGGUGGCCCUCCCUCACUCCCCCUCUCCUCUCAUGUCCCUCAGUCUCGCCGGACAGUACAUCACGCUGCAGACGACCUUCGGUCUCCGGGUGCGCUGGGAUGGAAACCAUUACGCCCAGAUCUCAGUUCCCAGCUCCUACUACGACCAGAUGUGUGGUCUCUGUGGUGACUACGAUGGGACUCCCGACAAUGACUUCACCAAACCAGAUGGCACUCUGGUAGGAAAUGUCAAUGACUUCUGCAACAGCUGGCAGACAGAGGAGGAUGAGGACGACAAGUGUACCCCAGGCACCAAGCCUGACCCGGACUGUGACCCCAAUCUCGAGGCUGAGGUGGUGAAACCGGAGAAAUGUGGAAAAAUCAAAGACCCUGCAGGACCCUUCAGGGAGUGUAUCAGCGUGGUGGAUCCCACUCCGUUCUUCCAGAGCUGCGUGUAUGACAUGUGUCGGUUCAGUGGCCAGCAGCAUGUACUGUGUGAUCAGCUCCAGGCCUACACUGAUGCUUGCCAGAGUGCUGGAGCCAAAGUCCACCAGUGGAGGACUCCAGACUUCUGCCCCCUGACCUGUCCUCCCAACAGCUCCUACUCUCUCUGUGUGAGUUCGUGUCCGGAGACGUGUCUGGGUGUGGUCGGACCACCAGGCUGCGAGGACACGUGUGUGGAGGGUUGUGAGUGCGACCCAGGCUUCAUCCUCAGCAAUGACAAGUGUGUGGCGCUGAAAGACUGUGGCUGCGUGGACACAAGCGGAUCCUAUCACCCUGUGGGCGAUGACUGGUACUUGGAGGGUUGCGAGCAGAAGUGUGUGUGUCAGGGCGGAGGUUUGAUCCAGUGUCACAACAGCAGCUGUAAACCAACAACUGAAAGCUGCCAGCUGCACGAUGGAGAAUAUGACUGUCGCCCUCUAGACCCUUGUCCUCCUAAUGCAGAGUAUAUAGACUGUGGUCCAGCUUGUAUCCCCACCUGCAUGGAACCCUCCACCAACUGUUCUGGCUCGUGUAUCAGUGGCUGCUUCUGCAAACCAGGGUUUGUCUUCAAGGGACGCCACUGUGUGCCGCUGGAGAAAUGCGGCUGUUUGGAUGACAACAAUAAUUAUUAUGAGCCAGGCGAGAUUGUAUUUGGAGAUGGCUGCUCAAAGCUGUGUCGCUGUCAAGGGAACUACACUUUGGAAUGUGUUGAUAACUCCUGCGACCCUACUGAGGAGUGUCGUGAGGUUAAUGGUGUUUCCGGCUGCUAUCCUAAAGGUACGUCCACAUGCAUAGCAUCCGGUGAUCCCCACUACACCACCUUUGACAAACGCAAGUACAACUUCAUGGGUGCCUGCAGUUAUCUGAUGUCUGCACCAUGCAAUGACACAACUCUGCCGUACUUCGAGGUCCAUGCGGACAAUGAAAAUCGCUUCAACAGGCCAACCAUCUCCUACGUGAAGGCCGUACAUGUACAUGUCAAAAUGGUGAAGAUCUCCAUCCUCAAAGGUGGCACUGUGCAGGUGAAUGGGACCAACGUUAACCUGCCAGUGACUCCAGCCCCAGAUGUCUCUGUGUUCAAGUCAGGAAAGCACUACACUGUGUCCAUGAACUUUGGCGUAACUGUUCGCUAUGACGGAAACCACUUCAUGGACAUCAAAGUGAUCAAAGACUAUCAAGACAAGCUGUGUGGACUAUGCGGAGAUUACGAUGGAGAUACUAAAGACGAUUUCCGCAAGCCAGAUGGAUCGUUGACCAACAACGCCAACGACUUUGGACACAGCUGGAACACGGACCCAGAGUGUAAUAAGAAGCCCAACACCACCAUCCCUGGGUGUGAUGAAGAAGAGCAGCAACAGUAUGAGAGCUCUGGAUACUGCGGCAUCCUGCUGGACAAGAACGGUCCCUUUGCUGCGUGCCACCCCAGGGUCAACCCCAAUAGUUACUUCAAGGACUGUCUCUUCGAUCUCUGCGAGCUGGACGGAGCCAAGCCCGUUCUCUGUGAAGCCAUCGAAGCCUACGUCAAUGAAUGCCAGGACCGCGGGGUCAACAUUGGACCCUGGAGGAACGAAACCUUCUGCCCUCUGAGCUGUCCCCCGAACAGCCACUAUGAGCCCUGUGCAGAUGCCUGUCAGGAGACCUGUUCUGGAAAACCUCCCUCCUGCAGCGGGCCCUGCUCAGAGGCCUGUGUGUGUGACCCCGGCUACGUCCUAAGUGCUGGCCAGUGUGUCAAGAAGACUUCAUGCGGCUGCAAACACACCAACGGCCAGUAUUAUGAGCCUGGAGAGGAGUUCUAUGUAGAGAACUGUAAUCUGAAAUGUAGAUGCGAUGCUCCGUUCGUUACCUGUGUGGCCUCUGAGUGCCCUCCGAUGCACGAGUGUAAAGUCCAGGAUGGGGAGCUGGGAUGUUACCCCACCAGCUCUCAGGACUGCGUGGUGUCUGGAGAUCCUCACUACAACACGUUUGACAAGAAGUUCUACACCUUCAUGGGAACAUGUACCUACACACUGGCCAGGACCUGCAAGAACAACACAGGUCCUUGGUUCUCAGUGGAGGCAAAGAAUGAGGAGAGAGGAGUGUCUGGAGUGUCCUACCUGAGAAAACUCUACGUCACUGUGAAUGGAAUCACUGUGACGCUUAUGAAGGCCAGGAAGACGCUGGUGAAUGGAUUGCGGGUGGCCCUCCCUCACUCCCCCUCUCCUCUCAUGUCCCUCAGUCUCGCCGGACAGUACAUCACGCUGCAGACGACCUUCGGUCUCCGGGUGCGCUGGGAUGGAAACCAUUACGCCCAGAUCUCAGUUCCCAGCUCCUACUACGACCAGAUGUGUGGUCUCUGUGGUGACUACGACGGGACUCCCGACAAUGACUUCACCAAACCAGAUGGCACUCUGGUAGGAAAUGUCAAUGACUUCUGCAACAGCUGGCAGACAGACGAGGAUGAGGACGACAAGUGUACCCCAGGCACCAAGCCUGACCCGGACUGUGACCCCAGUCUCGAGGCCGAGGUGGUGAAACCGGAAAAAUGUGGAAAAAUCAAAGACCCUGCAGGACCCUUCAGGGAGUGUAUCAGCGUGGUGGAUCCCACUCCGUUCUUCCAGAGCUGCGUGUAUGACAUGUGUCGGUUCAGCGGCCAGCAGCAUGUACUGUGUGAUCAGCUCCAGGCCUACACUGAUGCUUGCCAGAGUGCUGGAGCCAAAGUCCACCAGUGGAGGACUCCAGACUUCUGCCCCCUGACCUGUCCUCCCAACAGCUCCUACUCUCUCUGUGUGAGUUCGUGUCCGGAGACGUGUCUGGGUGUGGUCGGACCACCAGGCUGCGAGGACACGUGUGUGGAGGGUUGUGAGUGCGACCCAGGCUUCAUCCUCAGCAAUGACAAGUGUGUGGCGCUGAAAGACUGUGGCUGCGUGGACACAAGCGGAUCCUAUCACCCUGUGGGCGAUGACUGGUACUUGGAGGGUUGUGAGCAGAGGUGUGUGUGUCAAGUUGGAGGCUCGAUCCAGUGUCACAACAGCAGCUGUAAACCAGUAACUGAAAGCUGCCAGCUGCACGAUGGAGAAUAUCAGUGUCACGAACUAGACCUAUGUCCUCCUAAUGCAGAGUAUAUAGACUGUGGUCCAGCUUGUAUCCCCACCUGCAUGGAACCCUCCACCAACUGUUCUGGCUCGUGUAUCAGUGGCUGCUUCUGCAAACCAGGGUUUGUCUUCAAGGGACGCCACUGUGUCCCGCUGGAGCAAUGCGGCUGUUUGGAUGACAACAAUAAUUAUUAUGAGCCAGGCGAGAUUGUAUUUGGAGAUGGCUGCUCAAAGCUGUGUCGCUGUCAAGGGAACUACACUUUGGAAUGUGUUGAUAACUCCUGCGACCCUACUGAGGAGUGUCGCGAAGUUAAUGGUGUUUCCGGCUGCUAUCCUAAAGGUACGUCCACAUGCAUAGCAUCCGGUGAUCCCCACUACACCACCUUUGACAAACGCAAGUACAACUUCAUGGGCGCCUGCAGUUAUCUGAUGUCUGCACCAUGCAAUGACACAACUCUGCCGUACUUCGAGGUCCAUGCGGACAAUGAAAAUCGCUUCAACAGGCCAACCAUCUCCUACGUGAAGGCCGUACAUGUACAUGUCAAAAUGGUGAAGAUCUCCAUCCUCAAAGGUGGCACUGUGCAGGUGAAUGGGACCAACGUUAACCUGCCAGUGACUCCAGCCCCUGAUGUCUCUGUGUUCAAGUCAGGAAAGCACUACACUGUGUCCAUGAACUUUGGCGUAACUGUUCGCUAUGACGGAAACCACUUCAUGGACAUCAAAGUGAUCAAAGACUAUCAAGACAAGCUGUGUGGACUAUGCGGAGAUUACGACGGCGAUACUAAAGACGAUUUCCGCAAACCAGAUGGGUCGUUGACCAACAACGCCAACGACUUUGGACACAGCUGGAACACGGACCCAGAGUGUAAUAAGAAGCCCAACACCACCAUCCCUGAGUGUGAUGAAGAGGAGCAGCAACAGUAUGAGAGCUCUGGAUACUGCGGCAUCCUGCUGGACAAAAACGGUCCCUUUGCUGCGUGCCACCCCAGGGUCAACCCCAAUAGUUACUUCAAGGACUGUCUCUUCGAUCUCUGCGAGCUGGACGGAGCCAAGCCCGUUCUCUGUGAAGCCAUCGAAGCCUACGUCAAUGAAUGCCAGGACCGCGGGGUCAACAUUGGACCCUGGAGGAACGAAACCUUCUGCCCUCUGAGCUGUCCCCCGAACAGCCACUAUGAGCCCUGUGCAGAUGCCUGUCAGGAGACCUGUUCUGGAAAACCUCCCUCCUGCAGCGGGCCCUGCUCAGAGGCCUGUGUGUGUGACCCCGGCUACGUCCUAAGUGCUGGCCAGUGUGUCAAGAAGAGUUCAUGCGGCUGCAAACACACCGACGGCCAGUAUUAUGAGCCUGGAGAGGAGUUCUAUGUAGAGAACUGCAACCUGAAAUGUAGAUGCGAUGCUCCAUUCAUUACCUGUGUGGCCUCUGAGUGCCCUCCGAUGCACGAGUGUAAAGUCCAGGAUGGAGAGCUGGGAUGUUACCCCACCGGCUCUCAGGACUGCGUGGUGUCUGGAGAUCCUCACUACAACACGUUUGACAAGAAGUUCUACACCUUCAUGGGAACAUGUACCUACACACUGGCCAGGACCUGCAAGAACAACACAGGUCCUUGGUUCUCAGUGGAGGCAAAGAAUGAGGAGAGAGGAGUGUCUGGAGUGUCCUACCUGAGAAAACUCUACGUCACUGUGAAUGGAAUCACUGUGACGCUUAUGAAGGCCAGGAAGACGCUGGUGAAUGGAUUGCGGGUGGCCCUCCCUCACUCCCCCUCUCCUCUCAUGUCCCUCAGUCUCGCCGGACAGUACAUCACGCUGCAGACGACCUUCGGUCUCCGGGUGCGCUGGGAUGGAAACCAUUACGCCCAGAUCUCAGUUCCCAGCUCCUACUACGACCAGAUGUGUGGUCUCUGUGGUGACUACGACGGGACUCCCGACAAUGACUUCACCAAACCAGAUGGCACUCUGGUAGGAAAUGUCAAUGACUUCUGCAACAGCUGGCAGACAGACGAGGAUGAGGAUGACAAGUGUACCCCAGGCACCAAGCCUGACCCGGACUGUGACCCCAAUCUCGAGGCCGAGGUGGUGAAACCAGAAAAAUGUGGAAAAAUCAAAGACCCCGCAGGACCCUUCAGGGAGUGUAUCAGCGUGGUGGAUCCCACUCCGUUCUUCCAGAGCUGCGUGUAUGACAUGUGUCGGUUCAACGGCCAGCAGCAUGUACUGUGUGAUCAGCUCCAGGCCUACACUGAUGCUUGCCAGAGUGCUGGAGCCAAAGUCCACCAGUGGAGGACUCCAGACUUCUGCCCCCUGACCUGUCCUCCCAACAGCUCCUACUCUCUCUGUGUGAGUUCGUGUCCGGAGACGUGUCUGGGUGUGGUCGGACCACCAGGCUGCGAGGACACGUGUGUGGAGGGUUGUGAGUGCGACCCAGGCUUCAUCCUCAGCAAUGACAAGUGUGUGGCGCUGAAAGACUGUGGCUGCGUGGACACAAGCGGAUCCUAUCACCCUGUGGGUGAUGACUGGUACUUGGAGGGUUGUGAGCAGAAGUGUGUGUGUCAGGGCGGAGGUGUGAUCCAGUGUCACAACAGCAGCUGUAAACCAACAACUGAAAGCUGCCAGCUGCACGAUGGAGAAUAUGAAUGUCGCCCUCUAGGAACUGGCAUCUGCGUCGUAUCUGGUGAUCCCCACUACACCACCUUUGACAAACGCACCCACCAUUACAUGGGAGCCUGCUCCUACACCCUGACCAAACCUUGCGACGCCAACUCCAGCUUGCCGUACUUCACUGUGGACACCCAGAACGAGCACAGAGGAAGUUCUAAGAAGGUUUCCUACGUCAAGGCUGUGGUCGUCAACGUGUAUGGCGUGACCGUAGUCCUCGGCAAGGGCCGCACAGUCCAGGUCAAUGGGACAGUGGUUGUUCCGCCCAUCUCCUCCAUCGGUGGAAUCCAGAUCUACUUGAGUGGCAAGUUUGUUGUGCUGGAGACAUCCUUUGGCCUGAGGGUGCGUUUCGAUGGUAACCACCACGCCGACGUCACUGUGCCAACCACCUACAAUGACCUUCUCUGUGGCAUGUGUGGAAAUUUCAAUGGAAAUCCCGCCGACGACAACUUGAAACCAGACAACAAACCGGCGGCCAACACCAAUGAGCUGGGAGACAGCUGGCAGGUUCCGGACGAACGGCCCGACUGUACCAACGGUGGAGGACAAGAAGACUGUGAUAAAGAGGUGGAGGAGGAGGCCAAGAAGCCCACCAGCUGUGGCAUGAUCACUGAUCCCACUGGCAUCUUCAAGCCCUGCCACUCUGUCGUGGACCCCGAGCCGUACUUUGGAAACUGCGUGUACGACAUGUGUGCCACCGGAGGUCAGACUGUGGCUCUGUGCCAGGCCAUAGAAAGCUACGCUGACAUGUGCGCUGCCGCAAACGUCCCCAUCCCGUGGAGAAACAGCACCUUCUGUCCUCUGAAGUGCCCCUCGGGCAGUCAUUACAACCCGUGUGGCUCCGCCUGCCCCCAGCCCAGCUGUCAGGACCCUGCAGGCCCCGGCGGCUCUUGCAACCGGCCCUGUGUGGAGGGGUGCGUUUGCAACCCCGGCCUCAUCCUCAGUGGAGACAAAUGCGUCCCACUCAGCGAGUGUGGAUGCACAGACGCAGGCGGGAACUACCGGCCGGUGGGAGACACUUGGUUCACCGAGAAGGACUGCUCACACCGCUGCAAGUGUGCCGGCAACAACAACGUCACCUGUGAGCCCUGGCAGUGCAGCCCUGCACAGGAGUGUAAGGUUGUAGAAGGAGUGCUGGGUUGCCACUCUACAGGUAAAGGAGUUUGUCAUGUGGCUGGAGACCCACACUACUACACCUUUGACGGUGUGAUGCACACCUUCAUGGGCACCUGCACUUACACUCUGGUGGAGGUGUGUGACACCUCAAAGGUAACCGCCUUCAAGAUAGUGGCUAAAAAUGAGGAGCGCGGUCAGCCAGAGGCGUCCUAUGUCCGCUCUGUGAAAGUCUUCCUGCCCAAUGACAACGUGGUGGAACUGCAAAAGAGCCGGAGAGUUCUGCUGAAUGGACGGCGGGUACGAACUCCGGUUGAGUUUGCCGGAGGCAAAGUUAUAACAAGUGGAACUUACAGCCUGCUGGACACCAGCUUCGGUUUGCAGGUGAAGUUUGACGGAGUUCAUCACCUGGAGAUCACUGUUCCCGGAGAAUACUUCAGCAAGCUGUGCGGCAUGUGUGGAAACUACAACCACAACUCCACUGAUGACAACCUGAUGCCUAACAAGAAACCAGCCAAGGACGCGAUCGAACUGGGCAACAGCUGGAAAUCUGAGGGAGACAGUGAUCCUGGCUGUCAGCCGGACACUCGUCCGGACAUCCACCCCGACUGCACCGCAGAAGAAGAGAAGCGGUACGAGGCUCAGUGCGCGGAGGUCAUCCUCUCGGACCGCUUCAAGCCCUGCCACCCUCUGCUGCCCCCCGAGGCUUUCCUGGGCAACUGCGUCUACGACAUGUGCGAGUACGACGGCAUGCAGGCGACGCUCUGUGACAACGUGGAGGCGUACGCUCAGGCCUGCCAGAGCGCCGGGGUCACCGUCAGCUGGAGGAACAGCACCUUCUGCCCCCUGCCCUGCCCUCCGAACAGCCACUACUCUGACUGCACCAGCCCGUGCCCCGCCACAUGUUCCGACCUCUUCCCCAUCUUCUGCCACCUCCCUUCAACCACUUGCGUGGAGGGCUGCCAGUGCGACGCCGGCUACGUCCUCAGCGACAACAACUGCGUUCGCCUCGACGAAUGCGGCUGCUCGGACCCGGAUGGAGAGUACCAUGAUAUGGGAGACUCAUGGCUGACAGACAGAUGUGCUGAGCUGUGCACCUGUAAAGCUGGCGGCGUAAUCACAUGUAAGGACCACAGCUGUAAAUCCAACUCAGUGUGUGCUCUGGACGAUGACGGAGAACUGUCCUGCAAACCCACGAAGUUCGACAAGUGCAGCAUCUCUGGGGACCCUCACUACCGAACGUUUGAUGGUUUCACCCAUCACUUCCAGGGUCCAUACACCUACGUCCUGACCACUUACCACGCCGAGCAGGGCUCCUUGUCGCCCCUGGUGGUGAAGGGAAAGAACAUCCGACGUGGGGGCAACAGGAGGGUGUCGUUCCUUGAUCAGAUGUACAUCGAGGUUUACGGCGUUGACGUUCGCUUCCUGCAGAGGAAGACCGUCCUGGUGAACGGGGAGCGUGUCGCGCCUCCUCUCAGUCCAGUUAAUGGUUUGACCAUCACCAUGAACUCAAAGCAGGUCCAGCUCGCCACCGACUUUGGACUCACUGUGCGCUUUGACGGCAAGAGUCGCGGAGAGAUCAUACUGCCCAGCACCUAUGAGGAUUCAGUCAGGGGGCUUUGUGGAAACUAUGACGGCCGCAAAAAUAAUGAGUACAUGAAGCCAGACGGGACAGUCAUCAGGGACCUGCAGGCAUUUGGAGACAGCUGGAGGGUGAAUGACCGACAGGCUGGCGGACCAAAGAUCUUCAACCAUCCUCACGCAGUCCACAUCUACAGACGAGAGGUGGACACUGAUCCAGACUCAGGAUUCGAGACAUCCGACUGCUCCCAGUCCCAGCUCGACGACUACAACAGCGCGUCUCAGUGUGGAGCUCUGUCCGACUCCAAUGGCCAGUUUGCGGCCUGUCACGAGACGCUGCCGCCUCAAACCUACCAUGACGACUGUGUGUUUGACCUGUGUGCCGAGCAGGGCAGUGCAGAGCUGCGCUGCGCCAGUUAUGAAGUCUACGCUGUAGCCUGUCAGGAGGCGGGAGUCAAACUGGGACCCUGGAGGGAGCGGCUGGGCUGCGCCCUCUCCUGUGACGCCAACAGCACCUAUUCCUCCUGCAUGUCACCUUGCCCCGCCUCUUGCGCUGACCUGUCGGCGCCCGCCGAGUGCGACGCCACCCACUGCACGGAGGGAUGCCAGUGUGCCGCGGGCUUCGUCAUGAGCGAGGGCGUCUGCGUGCCGUACGCCCAGUGUGGCUGCACCUUCCUCAACAGAUACUACCCCCUGAAGGAGAAAUUUGUGACCGAGGACUGCUCCCAGUCCUGUGAAUGCACCACCACCGGCGCCGUGUGCCAACCCAAGACCUGCGGGGACGGCUACGUCUGCACCAUCUACAACUUAAAACGCGACUGCUACAGAGCGAGUCCCUGUCUCAGUCACCCCUGUCUAAAUGGGGGAACGUGUUUGGAGGCCAGCAACAACACGUACACCUGUCAGUGUACAGAGGGCUUCGAGGGCACAAACUGCGAGGUGGAAGUGGUGGAGCCAGAGACACCAACAGAUGAAGGACUUGAAACCAAGUGGAUUAUCCUGAUCGUCGUCCUGGUCGUCGUGGUCGUCAUCGUCAUCGUGACCACCGUUGUGUGCGUGUGCAGACGAAAGAACAAGAAAGCGAAGAAAGAGGGGAAAAAAAUGAGUAUGACGUCGACAGGUGUACCAUAUACAAACAUGGACAACCAACGAGAUGAUAAAGUGACUUCUAUGUGAUUUCACCGGAAUGAAUGAAACAACCGCCUGCUCAAUGAGGCAAACAUUGCACGAUCCAUUCGAAACUCACUCGACAUGCCUCCGAAGAAAAUUUAAACCGUAAGAAAAACGCGGGAAGUAAUUAUUGUGUUGCGAUUGUGAGUCUUAUACAUUCCUCUCCCUGUAUUUUGCCUUCUUAACUUAUGCAUUUGAUAACGUACUUUUGGUUGGAUGUUUACACUUGAUUAGCAGACUUUUGGAAUUAAACGUAUGCAAAACAAGAAUGUGUUUGAAAGUGUGUUUAAUUUUGCUUUAAUAAAAAAAAAUAACGGCACUUUAAUCUAUUACAAGUAUUUAGCAUAUGAAAAAAAAUAUCUGCAUUCACUUUGUACAUUUAGAGGAAAGAUUUAAUUUAAAAAGGACGGUGAUGUGUACAGUAAGACAUAGAGAUGGAUCAGUGUAUCCGUUUGUGUUGUAAAGAAUGUUGGGGGGUUUUUUUGUAACUAAAGUUUUCCAUGCUGUUUUUCACAUAUUUUGCUGGUUAAUUUUUUUGCUGAUUAGAUAUUCAUGACAUGAGAAGCUGUUUAGAAAAAAAACAAACAAACAUAAAAUGUUAAAAAAGUACUUGAAAAACUGCACCACCGUGCAGUGUGUCGCUGUGAUACCCCUGCACAGCUCAUGGUUUCACACUGCAGUCUCACUACACAUUACACUUACCAUAACUUUUCUGCAACUGUCUUAUUGUGCAUUGUGUGUAAAUGUAUUUUCUUAUUCUUGACGCCUCGAUUAAAUUAAAUCAAACUGACCUGAAUUAU